This is a messenger RNA of Bactrocera dorsalis (oriental fruit fly), 2015 nucleotides long. RefSeq lists its product as uncharacterized. The transcript is spliced from 2 exons. The record is from RefSeq and is a predicted model, not a curated record. Lineage: Eukaryota; Metazoa; Arthropoda; Insecta; Diptera; Tephritidae. The coding region runs from base 411 to 1781 and encodes 456 amino acids.
AUAGAAUUACAGUGCGAAAACGUAAACAUAGCGAAUCGCAAAGUUUAAGCGAGCGGUUGGACUCAGCUCAAGCAGUGGAAGAAUACAAUAAUGUGAAUUAGAAUUGAAAUACAGUGACAAAACGGUCAGAAAAUAUAAGUUAAUAAAAAACAGUUAUAAAAAAGGUACUAGAAUCUGAAUUUCAACCUUACCGGCUUGCGAUAACUGAGAAAACUUUAACCUCAAAAAUCUUUAAAAAGUGUGGGAGUUAAAAGAAUUAAUUAAAAAAAAUAUUAUUUAAUUAAAGUAAAUUGUGAAAAUAAUAGCUACUACGACAUAAAAUAGAACGCUUAGUUUAGCUGUGAAUUCUAGUGCAAAACCAAAGCCCAAAACCACACCUUCAGCUCCAGUUUGGCACUUCAAUCAGCAAUAUGAGGCGCUUAAUCGUUUUUGCCUUCCUACUGCUCAUUUCACAGUCACCAUUGUACUGCAACGCGGCCACCAGCGGCGUCACCCCCACCCCGCAACCCAACAUUCUUUUGCCACACGCCGACAUCAAGAGCCGCAAAUUCCAAACUCAUUUCAUUGAUGAGCUCAACGCUUUGGUGGACACAGCCGCCGGCGAUCAUCUCAAUCGACUACUGCAGGAGCUGCGCGCCAACAAAGACUAUGUCGCUUAUGUGUCACGCAUCGAGUCAGCCGCCAGCGCCACACGACUCAUGCCGAAAAUCGUCUACCUCAAGCAGCUGCUCGACCUCAAGUUGAAUGAGCCGCUGCACAGCGUCGAGAGCUAUUACACCGUGCGCAAUCUAAACUUCCUCGGCAAAUUGAAGCGACAAUUGUUGCAGCUGCAGGAUGAGAGCGCCACAGAGCUGCGUCAUCUACGCUGGUACAAUUUGUGCGGACAAUUUUGGUACCGCGAUGCGCUGUCGAAUCAAACACAAACGGCGCCACACAAAGCCACGCCGCGACCACCCGUGGCGGCGCACUACUGGGCGAAUGUCAAGUUGGCGCCAUUGCGUGCCGAAACUGUAGUCGCCUCAACGGCCGAAACGCCCUUGGCACAUAUCGAGCUCGAACGUUUCGCACGGCUGCUGUAUGCAAAUGUGAAGGCGGCCGGCGCGGAGUUAAUCGAUGAUUAUUUGUUCACCGUGCGCAAGCUAUUGCAGGAGGUCAUUGAAGAAAAGCACAUUGCGGCUAUGUCAUCAACGGAAAAUGAAGAGGGGAAGUUGGAGCCAUCCACUGCCGACUCGCAUACACUGCACGUCAGCAAGUUGAGCAAAGUGUUGACCGAAAUCGACACAAUACUCGCCAUUGAUGACUUCUAUGCGAAACGCAAUCGUUUGUACAGUUAUCUCGAAAAUGACCUCUCCACCGAUUAUGAGCAAUUUAAGAACUCGCAAUAUGCAAACGACGACUUGGCGGAAAUGCUGGCGAAAUUGCAGCGCAAAGGCGUCGACCUCUUUGUCACAUUCAUAUUCAGCAAUUUUGAGUUCCUCGAGCAUUUACACGAAACGUGGCGCAAGCUAUUGCCAUGGCCAACGAACGCGCACGAAACGCCGCUGCUGUACGAUGCGUCGUCACAACGCCUCUUCGAUGUGCAUCGCUUAUAUGUGGAGUUUAAGCGCGAUUGGGAGAAUAGCGAGCGCUAUAACGCCUAUCAGGGCGUGGUGCAGACCCUCUAUGCGGACACGCGUAAUGGCAGUGCGAACAUGCACAUCUUCGAGUUGCUGAACAAUGCUUCGGCGAAUGUGGGCACUGUCACGCUCAACAUGAUUAAGGCAAAGUGCGACGAGCUGUAAACUUAUAGGCAGUGGCAAGGGAUAGAGUUAUGUUUAACAAAAGGGAUAGUAGGAAGGUAGUACAAAGGGUUUAAUAUUUAGAUUUAAGUUAAGUUUUGUGGAGCAUAUGUUUUCUAUCACCACUUCAAAUCCAAAAUUUUGUGAACUUAAUAAAAUAUAAUUUUUUUAUCUUAACACAUAAUGAUCGCAUGUGAUUUUAUGACACAAUGAGCAUACAAUUUCAAAAAUAAACGA